This is a messenger RNA of Amblyraja radiata (thorny skate), 1306 nucleotides long. It is a transcript of the gene mrps18b, whose product is annotated as mitochondrial ribosomal protein S18B. The transcript is spliced from 7 exons. Gene Ontology annotation, molecular function: structural constituent of ribosome. Gene Ontology annotation, cellular component: ribosome; mitochondrion. The coding region runs from base 61 to 801 and encodes 246 amino acids. Gene Ontology annotation, biological process: mitochondrial translation. Lineage: Eukaryota; Metazoa; Chordata; Chondrichthyes; Rajiformes; Rajidae. The record is from RefSeq and is a predicted model, not a curated record.
GUUUCUGUUGUUUUUAAGGUGAUUUAGUUUUGUUGGGAGGGAGGGCGGCCAUUGCACAAGAUGGCGGCGCUGGCCGGUGUCUGGAGGCUGCAGCAGCUGCAGCUCAGGGUCGUUCCUCUGGUCACCAGGGCUCUGCUGAGCGCCGCCCCGCAAUGGAGGACGAGGCCGCCCAUACUCCAGCCCUUCAGCACCGCGGCAGACCAAGCCACCUUCGACACCAUCUCCCGCUUCAAGGAACGUCCGUGGGAAUACCUGGAGAGUGAAGAGUACAUCGAGCGCUACGGCAGCCAGCCGGUGUGGGCUGACUAUCGGAGGAACCACAAAGGGGCCAUCCCACCCCAGAAGACCAGGAAAACCUGCAUAAGGGGAGACAAGAUCAGCGGCAACCCCUGCCCAAUAUGUCGGGACCCAAAGAUUCAGGUUGACCACAGGAAUGUGAAGCUCCUGGAACAGUUCAUUUGUUCCCACACCGGCAUUCCAUACCAUCCCACCAGAACCGGGGUGUGUAUGAAGCAGUUCAAGAAGUUGACCACAGCAAUCCAGAAUGCCAAGGACAACGGUUUGCUGAGGUUCGCAGUGCCGCACGUGGAGGUCCGACUGGAGGAUUACUGUGGCUCCCACGCGGCAGUGGGCAAGACGCCACCUCUAGCGCGGGAGGGCGACGAGCCUUGGUACAGCUGGUACCAGUGGCAGCAACCCCCCGAGAAGGAGAUUGCUCGCAUCCGACAGAUGUACAAACCCUUCCUCAAGGAGACGGCCACCGCAGAAGCUCCAAGUGAAACACCAGGACUUCCAAAGUGACCACAACCACGGGCCUGGAGCCUGGAAGCCACCAUGUAUUCAUGUUGAAGGAAGAACUGCAGAUGCUGGACAAAUCGAAGGUGGACAACAACGCUGGAGAGACUCGGCGGGUAUUUUUCUCCGCGGAUCUGCCGUUGGAUGAAGUAGUGUCGGGGUCCGUUGCGGGUCUGGGUGAGUUUCGGGAGAGUCACAGCGAGGUGCCAUCGCAUCGCAGGCAGAGUAGAUCGCUGGACACGUCUGGAGAACUGCGGCAGAUAGCCGGUCGGUCGGUAUCGAUAGUCCGGCUUGGGUCCAAACCAGGAGGUAGGGAACUGGAGCUGGAAACCAUGAGGUACAAGAUGGAGGGGCAGGCAAAUCCCGAGAAAGCAAACGUGGCUGUGGUAACGGGCCUAGCCACCUAUACCUUCGCUCCAUAGAUGCUGCCUCACCCAGAUGCUGAAUCUCUCCAGCAUUUUUGUCUACCAUGUAUUAAUGUAUUUUUCUUUCCAAAUAAAAUGUGAAUGAA